Molecule: messenger RNA, 2480 nt
Organism: Puntigrus tetrazona (Sumatra barb)
Lineage: Eukaryota; Metazoa; Chordata; Actinopteri; Cypriniformes; Cyprinidae
Product: sodium- and chloride-dependent GABA transporter 2-like
Exons: 14
Coding region: 351-2090 (579 amino acids)
Biological process (GO): sodium ion transmembrane transport
Cellular component (GO): membrane
Source: RefSeq, a predicted model, not a curated record
UCUUUUGUUCACCUUGCCUCUAAAGCAAACCAAUGCAAAGCAAAUCUCUAAAGCAAACCAAUGACACAUAAAAUCCCAAAACGUACGAAAACCUACGACUACUAUUACUGCUUCUGCUAAUCAUCAUCAUGUAGCGGCAGCAACUAACUGAGUGAACAUAUUUUUACAUAUUUAAAUGCUCUUAAAACAAAUGACUUUGCUUUACGUAUUUUACCCGAGGCUUGCCAAACAUCAUGUUGAACAAUGAAUAAAAGUCUCACCCUCUAUUUCUUUCUCAUAUACCUUUUGUCUUGCUCCACCGUAGAACUGCAGCAGGAUCAGAGAAAAGUGCUAAAUAACUGAGAGAAGAAAUGAACAGGAUACAAGGGCAAAUAGAGGAGCGAGGGUACUGGGGCAGUAAAGCAGAGUUUCUUCUGGCUAUUGCAGGGAAUGUGGUUGGUCUGGGUAACGUCUGGAGGUUUCCUUACCUCUGUUACAGGAAUGGAGGAGGGGCGUUCCUGAUCCCCUACCUGGUGUUUGUGGUUACCUGUGGGGUGCCUCUGUUCCUGCUGGAGACGGCCAUGGGACAGUACACACAGGAAGGUCCGAUUACAUGCUGGCAUCGGCUCUGUCCUCUGGCUGAGGGUAUUGGCUAUGCAGGGCAAUUGAUAUUGCUUUACAACUGCAUGUAUAGUAUCAUUCUGGCCUGGGCGCUUUUCUACCUCAUUUUCUCUUUCAAUUCCCAACUUCCAUGGGCCAGCUGUGAUAACACCUGGAACACAGAUGACUGUGUAAAUCUUGCCGAACAAAACCUGACCCUCAACCAGACAAAGCUAAUUCAUUCUACACCUGCAGCUACUGAGUUCUGGGAACGCAGAGUGCUGUCUCUCUCUGGAGGUAUUGAGGAGAUCGGUCAGAUCAACUGGGAGAUUGUUCUGUGUUUAAUUGCAGUUUGGGUCAUAUGUUAUUUCUGCAUCUGGAAAGGAAUCAAAUCUACAGGCAAGGUGGUGUAUUUCACAGCUACAUUUCCUUAUGUGAUGCUGCUGGUGUUGCUGAUUCGUGGGUUAGCUCUUCAGGGGGUUGUGUUUUACCUGUACCCUGAACCGACCCGGCUCUUUGACCCACAGGUUUGGAUGGAGGCAGGAACUCAGAUCUUUUUCUCCUACAGUGUGUGUUUCGGCUCUCUCGUCACACUAGCAAGUUAUAAUCAAUACCAUAACAACUGCUACAGGGACUGUGUGCGGCUUUGCCUUCUGAACAGUGGCACCAGUUUAGUGGCAGGUUUUGCUGUGUUCUCAGUCCUGGGCUUCAUGGCUAAUGCGCAGGGCGUCCCUAUUGAGGAGGUAGCAGAAUCAGGUCCAGGACUAGCGUUCAUAGCUUAUCCACAGGCAGUAGCUAUGAUGCCUCUUCCUCAGUUGUGGGCUGUCUGUUUCUUCAUCAUGAUUAUUUUGCUGGGCCUAGAUACACAGUUUGUUGGAAUGGAGUCUAUAAUUACAUCAGUGAUGGACAUGUUCCCCACGGUGUUGCGCAGAGCUGGUCGCCGAGAAAUUUUUAUCCUGCUCUUCUGUCUCACUUGCUUUUUUGGACAACUCCUCAUGGUUACAGAGGGGGGGAUGUAUGUAUUCCAGUUGUUUGACUACUACGCCUGUAAUGGAGCUUGUAUUCUGUUCCUGUCUGUGUUAGAGUCUCUGGUUAUGGGUUGGAUCUUUGGGGCUGAGAGGAUGUUUGACAUCAUUGAAGACAUGACAAAGUCACGACCCAAUUACAUUUUCAUGCUGUGCUGGAAAUACCUGACUCCUCUUGUGUCCCUGGUGUCUUUAGUUUAUUCUAUUGUGGAGUACAAGCCCCUCACUUUGAACCGCUGGUAUGUGUACCCAGACUGGGCGUAUGUACUAGGCUGGUUACUGGCCCUGUCCUCCAUUCUGCUGGUGCCUGGGUGGGCGCUAGGCCGAAUGUGUGUUGGGAAAGGAAGCCUGAAACAGCGUUGGUGCCACUUGUGUACUCCUGACACAAACCUCCCUCUCAUCUAUAAGCAAAGAGCUAAAGUCCAGGAAGAAACUUUCAACACAGGUGUUGAGGUGGAAGACAUGGUCAGCAGCAACACAAACUAAACCCUCACUAAAUAUACUGUUGUGUUGAGAACAAACAAUCAUUUAACCUUUUGGGAAAAAUCAGUAGCCUAUUGAUAUUUCUGUGUUUACUUGUUUACCCUAGAAACAGCUAUAGCAUAUGUGUGGGGUUAUAUUCAGCAUGGAAUAUAGAAUUGACAAGAGUUAUUUUAUUAUUUGUGAUGUUUAAAACCAACACUGCUAAUGUUACAGCUACUGAGAUGAGAUGCACAGACCAGAUGAACAUUUGACAGCAUAAUCUUUGAUUUGAGAUUCCCAAAUUAUCUGUCCCCAAAUAAAUACAAUACCAUUUUAAUUUAACACUAAUACUAUUCAGUGGCUUGUUUGGUUGUGUUCCUUUUUCCGUCACCUGGCCUAAUGAUGUCCUGCAAG